Messenger RNA from Candidozyma haemuli, 858 nucleotides. RefSeq lists its product as uncharacterized. The record is from RefSeq and is a predicted model, not a curated record. Gene Ontology annotation, molecular function: oxidoreductase activity, acting on NAD(P)H, oxygen as acceptor. Lineage: Eukaryota; Fungi; Ascomycota; Pichiomycetes; Serinales; Metschnikowiaceae. Gene Ontology annotation, cellular component: intracellular anatomical structure. The transcript has a single exon. The coding region runs from base 1 to 858 and encodes 285 amino acids.
AUGACUCUUUCCGACGCUAUUUACAAUACCAUCAUCAGGCCAGACAACGAGGAAGCCGCUGUUCCUACCAAGGCUCCUACCUUGAAAGGCACUGUCGUCGACAGAUUCCUUCUUAACGGCAAGGUUACUGUUAUUACAGGUGCUGCUGGUGCCAUUGGUGGAGCCAUCGCUGAAGGUUUUGCCCAGGCUGGCUCUCAUGUGGCCAUCAUGGACUACAAACACGACCCAAGCCUUGAUACUCGUUUGAGAGACACUUAUGGCAUCAAAGCCAAGUCGUACCAGGUCGACGUGACCAACUACGAGGCCGUGGACGAGGUGGUGAAGCAGAUUGUGGAGGAUUUCGGCACCAUCGAUACGUUCAUUGCCAAUGCUGGUGUUGCCUGGCAAACUGGCUCUAUCUUGAACGACGAGUCUACGCUUGACCUGUGGAAGCGUGUGUUCGACGUCAACGUCCAUGGCGUCUUCAACUGUGCCAAGACCGUGGGCAGGGUUUUCAAGGAAAAGGGUAACGGUUCGUUUAUCAUGACUGCGUCGAUGUCUGGCCACAUUGUCAAUGUUCCAAACUACCAAACCGGCUACAACGCAUCCAAGGCUGCUGUGGUCCAUAUGGGUAAAUCUUUGGCCGUGGAGUUUGCUGGUUUCGCUCGUGUUAACACUGUUUCGCCAGGCUACACGGAUACGCCAAUGUCUUCGUUUGUUCCUACUAAGCAGAGAGCUAAGUGGUGGGGCUUGACGCCUGAGGGCAGAGAAGCCUUGCCUGAGGAGUUGGUCGGUGCUUACUUGUACUUGGCCAGUGACUUGUCGACAUUCACUACUGGUGCUGAUAUUAGGGUCGACGGUGGCUACACCUCCGUGUAA